CUCUGUACAGGGACCGAUGCACGACGACGAUAUUCAGAUGGACGAUGAGGUCACAAACAGUCAAAUGGCCUUCAACCCCUCGAACCACGCCAUGAUCGAGGCAGUCGAAAGCUCUGCCCGCCAGCUGCCUUACGGUCUACAUAGCCGUGAGAGUCCUGCUGGAGCAGCUGCUUGCUUCACGCCCAACCCCGUCGGGAUGGAGGUUGAGGAGAACCCGUUCGGUUGGAUAAACUCUGCUCCCAUGGCAGUUGAUUCUCACCUCCCAGAAACGGCGCGUGCUAUGCCAAACCAAGGAGGGAUGGAAGGGGUCCUACCUCUCAGGAUGCAAGACCAGGUACAGCAACCGUUGCAGGCUGAAAGUCCUACCACACCGUUCGGCCACUUGGUGCCAGAACCAGACCAUGCUGUAAUGCAACCUGGGAGCCCUGGUUUUGGCAUGGUGUCUGGGUUGCGGGAUCAGGCGGGGUUCGAUAGCCCGGUCCGGCAGACGAUUCCUACUUCUCGAAGGAUGGAUUCAACCCCAACCCCUGUGCGCCAGAUCACCAGACAUCUGCAUCAAAUGGGUUGCCCGUCAGGAAAUGCGAUGCCAGUAGAACCUCUUGUCACCGCAAACACAUCAAGGGCAACAGCGAGCCCUCAGAUGUUAGCGCUGGGGGAGCUAGAGUUUGUUCGGAUUUUCCUGAUAUAUGUCUACCUUGCAGGCAAGAAGAUAGAAGAUGUGAGUGUACUACAUGAGGGCUAUAUUAGGUUCUUAAAUUCACUGCCCAUGGAUCGUUUUGAGUCGGAAAUCUGGAACAAAUUUGGUCACGAGUUUAUAGCAGAAUCGGAUAGAAGAAAGAACCUCGAUUGGGACCCAAACAAGACAAGAGUGUACCAUUGCAAUAUCGAGCAAAGAGGCAACUCUACAAUCACAAUUUUUAAGGGGCCAUUUAUAGAGAAUGCAACGACUCGUCUACACAAAGUUGUUGGUGAAGACAAUGUUCUUGCCGUGAAAUUUUCAGAUGUAUCUGUGCAUGCAAACGCUACUGAUAACUUUGGAAACCUCUGUCAAGUUUACCAUCACCUUUUUGAAGAUGGGAUCAUGUUGGGUUUGCGUUGCUAUCGGUUUUUCAUUUUCAAAGAUAGCGGGAAGGCCGACAAAAUAAAAGAGGAAAGAAAGGAGAGAAACAAGAGAUGCACUUCUUCUGUUAGGUGCUACUUUGUUUGCACCGAGUCUGGUUGGGGCAGGGGUGUGCCUCAGUUCCUCUCCGACAGAACAAUUGGUGACGUCCGCAAGAUAUUUAUGCACAUUCACACUGUUCCUAGUGUGGCAAAAUAUUUAGCCAGGUUUUCUUUGAUAUUGUCCAAAACUAUUACACUACUAAACGCUGAAGACCUAUCAACAGUUAAAGUUGUAACUAUUGAUGAUGUACCUUGCGAGGACAAAAAUGGAAGAAUUGUUCUCAAGCAUGGGGAGGUUUUGAUCCACACUGACGGGACUGGGCUAAUAUCAGAAGAUUUAGCUAAGAGAUGUCCUACAGGUGUCUUUAAGGGGAACUUUUCAAGGACACAUGAGGAUACUGUGGGUUCAAAGGAGGAUCAGUUUGGCAUCGAUGAUCAUCCUCUUCUUAUGCAGGUUCGUUUGUUCUAUAAUGGACUUGCUGUAAAGGGAACCCUUCUCGUUGUUAGAAAGCUUCCUAAGAGGACUAUCCAUAUACGACCAUCAAUGAUAAAAGUAAACUCAGAUCCUAAUUUGUUAGGUGGGCACUCCUUCAACUCACUGGAACUUGUUUCCACAGGCAACCGUCCCAAAAGGGCAGUGACAUCGAGGUUCUUAAUCACACUACUUCACUAUGGAGGGGUUCCAGCGGAUUAUUUUAUUGACCUUCUAGGGAAGGCACUAAAAGAUGUUGAGACAGCUCGCCAUAAAACUAGAGAUUCCCUUGAAGUUGCAUUUAACUAUGCUGGCAUGGAUGAUUCAAUGUCUGCACGGAUGAUCCUUUCUGGAAUUCGACCAGAGGAUGAUGCAUAUUUACAACACCAGCUCACUCUAAUGACUAAAGUGGAAAGAAAAGGAAUCAAACAAGGCAAGAUCCCUAUCGAUCAGUGUUAUAAUCUGAUGGGCACAACAGACCCUACAGGGACACUAAAGCCCCAUGAAGUCUGUGUGAUACUUGACAAUGGCCCCAUUUCUGGAGAGGUUCUUGUCUAUAAACAUCCAGGGUUGCACUUUGGUGACAUACAUGUUUUGACGGCAAUAUUUAGUAAGGAUAUACAGGAUGUCGUGGGAGACUCCAAAUAUGCUAUACUUUUCCCUAUCUCUGGACCACGAUCUUUGGCCGAUGAGAUGGCGAAUAGCGAUUUCGAUGGUGACGUAUACUGGGUCUCGAGAAACCCACAGUUACUGAAGUACUUCAAACAAUCUGAACCAUGGUACCCAAGAAACCCACCGAGGAAGACUGAACAAGAGAAGCCUCAGAAAUAUGAUGCAUCUGAGCUAGAAAGCGUGCUAUUCCGUGAAUUUGUUAGAACUAGGUUUACACCCAGCUAUGUGCUGGGUGCAGCUGCAGAUUGUUGGUUGGUAUAUAUGGAUCGGCUAUUGACAUCCGAAGUUGAAGAAAACAAAACAGAGUGGGAGUUGAUAAAGGCUAAGAUGCUUAAAUUAGUUGACAUUUACUAUGAUGCUCUGGAUGCCCAGAAAACUGGGAACAAGAUCACUAUCCCUGGUUAUCUGAGGGUCAAAAUUUAUCCGCACUUUAUGGAACGGAAAGGAUACACGGUUCCUCCUUACCACUCGACUUCAGUGCUGGGCAAAAUCUAUGAUGAAGCAGAGUCGCAGCAGUCCGAAACUGUUCAUCCAAUCAAGAUAUCUCCCUUAACAUGCUUCACCGAGGAAGAAGUAACCGAAGAGCGCAAGAUCUGGGGACCCCGUUACCAGGAAUAUCUGAAGCUGAGCUCACCACUAUGUGACGUGAACCGUAACCCCCCUAUCUCUAAAGAAGAGAAAAACAUGAGGUUCCAGGAGCUCUUCAAACAUUACAAGCAGAUGCUGUACGAGGCCGUGGAGCUGGAGGAGAGCCAGAGGAACCGGUUCGUGGUGUUCAAGGAAGCUUGCGCUAUCUACCAGAUCGUGUACGAGAAAGCGCUGCAAAAGGGCGACGUCGGCAAGUGUGGCUUUGCGUGGAAGGUUGCUGGUCGCGCACUGUGCCAGUUCUAUGUGAUCAAGUGUGGCGGGGAAACCGCGCUCGUCAACAUGCAGGUCGUCCGCGAGGCCUUCAAGCGUGGGGCGUAGUUACAUGGACAAAGGCAAAGCUACCAUGCUUUGGUGCAUGGGGCGUGUGGCUACCUGACCUUAGCGAGUUAGCAACUCCGUCGGUCUGUUUAUCUCACCUGUUUGUAUAUACCUGUGGUAGCAGCAGUGUUAGGCGAUGGACGAGCUGGCAAACAGUAUGUUCGUCUAGGAUCGCUAAUGUCUGUGUAUUUAUCUGUUUGAUUUAAUCAUUUGGUGAGCGGCCAAGUGGGUCAU
Messenger RNA from Lolium rigidum, 3505 nucleotides. RefSeq names its product probable RNA-dependent RNA polymerase 3. Gene Ontology annotation, biological process: siRNA processing. Lineage: Eukaryota; Viridiplantae; Streptophyta; Magnoliopsida; Poales; Poaceae. Gene Ontology annotation, molecular function: RNA-directed RNA polymerase activity. Gene Ontology annotation, cellular component: nuclear RNA-directed RNA polymerase complex. The coding region runs from base 17 to 3271 and encodes 1084 amino acids. The record is from RefSeq and is a predicted model, not a curated record. The transcript is spliced from 18 exons.